Schistocerca gregaria is the source of this 3267-nucleotide messenger RNA. It is a transcript of the gene Cog4, whose product is annotated as conserved oligomeric Golgi complex subunit 4. Bases 248 to 2530 code for a protein of 760 amino acids. NCBI's taxonomy places the organism in Eukaryota, Metazoa, Arthropoda, Insecta, Orthoptera, Acrididae. The record is from RefSeq and is a predicted model, not a curated record. The transcript is spliced from 12 exons.
GUGCGCAGACAUUUGCGCAGACAGAUCGUUAGACCGUGAAAAAAAUGACAUCUCGUAUGUUUGGGAUAAAAUCUUUGGUUUGUUUAUAUGUGUUGGCAAUCAGCAGCAGAAGCAUUGCUAGUGUCGUGUUAUUGAGGAUUAGUUGUUGAUGGUUGAGAAGUGUGUAUUUUUUGUGUGAAAAAUGAAUGGACGUGCAUCAUUAGUUUGGCAAGUACUUAUUGCUGUUUGUAGCACUUGAAUUUAGACAAUGUCUCUCCAGUUGGCCACGAAGGAAUCGGGACACUAUACCGAGGAUCAGAUACGCUCUGCUUACAAUGAACUGCAGAAAGAGGAAGAAAAAAUUAAUGAUCAGUUGGGAACACUUUUAGCCAGACAAUGCCAUCUUGAAGCAAAACUGAGAGGAAUUUCAAAAGCUCUACCAAACCUUCAGAUAGUUCAUUCUGAUGCUAAGCAGUUAGUGGAGAUGAUAAGCUUUACUUCAACACUUGCAGAGAAUGUGAGUGCCAAAGUCCGCCAGUUGGACUUAGCAAGGAGCAGGGCAUCAGAGUGCCAGCAAAGGGUGCAUGAUUUGUUGGACCUGCAAUUAUGUAGCAAUGGUGUGCAAGCAGCUCUUCACAAUGAAGACUAUGAAAAGGCUGCAGCUCAUAUACACAGAUUUCUUUCCAUGGAUGAAACUUUGGUGCAGCAAACAGCUGAUGAUGUUGCUGAAGAUUGCACUAAUGUUACAAAUUCUUUCAAAUUACUGCAAGAAGCAGCCUCUAAAUUGAGAGUAAUUGUAACCCAAAAAUUUGAUGAAUCGGUAAGAUCAGAAGAUUUAGCAUCUGUUGAAAGAUUUUUCAAGAUAUUUCCAUUACUGGGAAUGCAUGAAGAGGGAUUAGGGAAAUUUUCACUUUACUUGUGUUCAAAGUUGCAGGAGACAGCACAGAAGAAUUUAAGAGCAGCACUUGAAACGGCAGUAUCUGACAAGAGAGCUAAUGUUAUAUAUGCGGACACUUUGACACUUUUAUUUGAAGGCAUAGCACGUGUUAUUGAAAUUCACCAACCGUUAGUGGAAACAUAUUACGGUCCAGGAAAACUUCUCACUGUGGUGACAUAUCUGCAGCGUGAAUGUGACAGGCAAACUAAACAUGUGAUAACUGAGUUCAGCAGAUCUCGUCAUUUAGAAAGGAAAAUACAGCAAGUGAAUGACCUCAUGAGGAGUAGCAUUGGUGGCACCAGCAGCAAUAUUUACAGUAAAUCACCAGAGAAAUUAGAUCCGAAAGAUUUGGAUCUCUUAUUGGGAGAACUGACCAUCAUGCAUUCAAGAGCAGAACUUUAUGUUCGUUUCAUAAAACGGAGAGUUCUUAAUGAUUUGGAGGUUGGCCUCCAAAAACCAGAGUCUCGUGUUGCAAUGGUUGGAGAACUUGAAGCAAUGCUGAAAGGAAGUGAACUUUCACACCGCAUGCAAGAGCUGCUUGGCAACUACUUGCUGUUAGAAAGAUAUUUUAUGGAGGAAAGUGUUAAGAAAGCAGUUGCUAUGGACAUUGUAGAGGACGGUUCAAUAACAUCCAGUAUGGUGGAUGAUGUUUUCUUCAUAGUGAGAAAAUGCAUAAGGCGAGCCAGCUCCAGUUCGAGCAUAGAUGGUGUAUGUGCAGUUAUAAAUAAUGCAUGUGGACUGCUGGAAAUGGACUACUGUUCUGUACUAAGACAGCAGCUACGUCAAGGCUACCCUUCAGGUUACCUAGAUCUUACACAGGCCUAUAAUGUUUUGCACACAAGCAUACAGCAUGGCCGACUUCAAGCUUCUGACUCAGAACAAGCAAGAGUUCUGUUCCUGGCUUACCUGAAUAAUGCAGAUGUCAGUACAGAGUACAUCGAUACCUUGCGUCAGAGUUUGACUGAAGAGAUACCGGGAAUGUUAAAUAUGACUGAAAAUGAAUUUGCGAAACUUGACAGCUGUCUUUCUGGACUGUCUUCAGUCAAUGGAAGUCUGAGAUCAGUAAUAGAAUAUGGAAUGCAACAACUAAAGGCGAGUGCUAUAAAACCUCGCAUAAAUCCUUGGAUUGAUUCAUUUCUCUCCGUCAGUCACCAGCUGUCUGAGGAAGAAUUUUCUACCUAUGAUGCUAAUGAGCCUUUCAUCCAAAAUUUAAUAAUGAAUUUAGAUGGCUUCUUAAAGUCUUUUAAAUCCAGUCUUACCCAAAAUAAUUAUGAUGUUCUCGUAAGCAUUCUAACAACUGAAGUGACUUCUCACCUAGAAAAAGUUGUGCUGAAAUCAACAUUCAACAGGUUGGGAGGUCUGGUGUUUGACAAAGAAGUUCGCACCCUUGUUAGCUACCUUACAAGUACUACAUCUUGGUCUAUCCGAGACAGGUUUGCACGUCUUACCCAAAUAGCCACAGUGUUAAAUCUUGAGCGAGUUUCAGAAAUCUUGGAUUAUUGGGGGAGUAACUCAGGUCCCCUGACCUGGAGAUUGACUCCUACAGAAGUUCGGCAGAUACUAAGUCUCAGGUCUGAUUUUCGAGGUGAUGACAUUAAAAGAUUGAAGUUAUAAGUACAUCAGAAAGCAAAAUAAAAUGUAAUUUUAGUGUGCAGAAUGAUAUUAUUGAUAAGUGAAUGGUGAACAAACUACUUUCAAAAUUAUUUUUGUGGCAUGUUUUAUUGUCCUUCAUUGGAAAAAACAGAAGUUUCUGAUGUUAUCUGGAUCCAACCCAAUGAAAUAUCUGUUUUUUCCUGUAUGGUAGUUGUGAGAAGUAAGUUAAAGAGCUUAUUGCUUGUUUUUGAAAGAAGUAAGUUUCUAAUGUUGGUGACUAAUGAAAGGCACCACCUAAUCGUGUUAUGCAUCUAGAAAACAGUAACACUUGUAAGGUAUACACUAUCAAAAAUGCUGUUAAUUGUGUUAAAAUCAUUAAGAACAAAAAGAAAGUGCUAAUUUGUAAUCCAGCAGAAGAUACCUAAGAUAUUUGUACCAAUCACUUUGCUUCAGUAAAACAUAUUUGCAAAGUAUAGUAUACAACAAAACAAACUUUAUGGUGCUUACAAACAAAAAAUCACCCCAAAAUGAAACUAUUUUAAAAUGAAGGCAGAAGAGCCUUUCCAUUUAACUGGCGCCAGAUAUAAAGAAAAGGUGAGGAAAAUGUUAGUUAACCAGAGAAUGAGUUAUGUAACAAAAGUAAAUAAAGUGUGGGAGGAAACAUCUUCUCAAUUAUUAAGUUAAAAAGUAAGUCAAAGCCCAGAUUAACAAAGACAUAAUAAGACUUUUUACAGUGUAAAUAAACAUUGUUAAAUUGA